CCAAAAGGAGUGGAAGAGCCUGUCUUGGAGAUUUUCCCGAGGAAAUCGUGAACAUCAUUCAUUAUGAAGUGCACCGCGAGGGAGUGGCUCAGAGUAACCACAGUGCUAUUCAUGGCUAGAGCAAUUCCAGCCAUGGUGGUUCCUAAUGCCACUGUAUUGGAGAAACUUUUGGAAAAGUACAUGGAUGAGGAUGGUGAGUGGUGGACGGCCAAGCAAAGAGGGAAAAGGGCCAUCACAGACAGUGACAUGCAGAGUAUCUUGGACCUUCAUAAUAAAUUAAGAAGUCAGGUGUAUCCAACAGCUUCUAAUAUGGAGUAUAUGACAUGGGAUGUAGAGCUGGAAAGAUCUGCAGAAUCCUGGGCCGAAACUUGUGUGUGGGAACAUGGACCUUCUAACUUGCUUCCAUCAAUUGGACAGAAUUUGGGAGCACAUUGGGGAAGAUACAGACCCCCAACAUUUCAUGUGCAAGCAUGGUAUGAUGAAGUGAGAGACUUCAGCUAUCCAUAUGAGCAUGAAUGCAACCCAUAUUGUCCGUUCAGGUGUUCUGGUCCUGUAUGUACUCAUUACACACAGGUGGUAUGGGCAACAAGUAGCAGAAUAGGCUGUGCCAUUAAUUUAUGCCAUAACAUGAACAUCUGGGGGCAGAUAUGGCCCAAAGCUGUCUACCUGGUUUGCAAUUAUUCCCCGAAAGGAAACUGGUGGGGCCACGCACCCUAUAAACAUGGUCGUCCCUGUUCUGCUUGCCCACCUAGUUUUGGAGGGGGCUGUAGAGAAAAUCUUUGCUACAAAGAGGGGUCAGACAGGUAUUACCCUCCUCGAGAAGAAGAAACAAAUGAAAUUGAACGGCAGCAGUCACAAGUCCAUGACACCCACAUGCGGACAAGAGCAGAUGAUAGUAACAGAAAUGAAGUCGUAAGCACACAGCAAAUGUCCCAAAUUGUUUCUUGUGAAGUAAGAUUAAGAGAUCAGUGCAAAGGAACAACCUGCAAUAGAUAUGAAUGCCCUGCUGGCUGUUUGGAUAGCAAAGCUAAAGUUAUAGGCAGUGUGCAUUACGAAAUGCAAUCCAGCAUCUGUAGAGCUGCAAUUCAUUAUGGCAUAAUAGACAACGAUGGUGGUUGGGUAGAUAUCACUAGACAAGGAAGAAAACACUAUUUCAUCAAAUCUAAUAGAAAUGGUAUUCAAACAAUUGGCAAAUAUCAGUCUGCUAAUUCCUUCACAGUCUCUAAAGUAACAGUUCAGGCUGUUACUUGUGAAACAACUGUCGAACAACUAUGUCCAUUUCAUAAGCCUGCUUCACAUUGCCCAAGAGUCUAUUGUCCUCGCAACUGUAUGCAGGCAAAUCCACAUUACGCUCGAGUAAUUGGAACUCGAGUUUAUUCAGAUCUCUCCAGUAUCUGCAGAGCUGCCGUCCACGCUGGGGUGGUAAGAAAUCAAGGCGGUUAUGUUGAUGUUAUGCCUGUGGACAAAAGAAAGACUUACACUGCCUCUUUUCAGAAUGGAAUCUUCUCAGAAAGUUUACAGAACCCUCCAGGAGGAAAGGCAUUCAGAGUUUUUGCUGUUGUGUGAAAUGAAACACAUGGAAGAAGAUGGUAAAGAUUAUUCCGAAUGCCUUAUUUCUAAAGUUUGUAUAAAACUGUAACAUUACUGUACAGAAGAUAACAACUAUUUUCAAUUCCCCCCUCCUCCCCCAACGUGCCAAAUGCAUAUAAAUCUUGAAAGACAAAGUCUGUAAAAUAAAACAUGGGACAUUAUUAGCUUUGGGAAAAGUAAUGAAUAGGUCAUGGUUAUAGAAAUCCUGUGUUAAAUAAUGCUAUAUUUUCUUAGCAGUUAUUUCUACAGUUAAUUUCAUACUCAUCAUUGUUCUACAUUUUAAAUAAUGUAUGGUGCUUUGUAUAUGCCACUAAUAAAAUGAAUCUAAACAUUGAAUGUGAAUGGCCCUCAGAAAAUCAUCUGAUACAUUUAAAAAUAAUCAACACUAAAAAAAGAAAGAAACAAUACUGUCAGCUUUUCCCAGUUCAGUGCUACACCAUUACCUACUCCAAAUAAUCUCACAUUAUUUCCCACUUAUAUUUGUAUUUCCUUUCUGUUAAGUUUAGGCAUAUAGUUCUGGUAUUGCACUUCUUACGUUGUAUAAAACAUUUCCUUGAUAUCCAAUUUGUUAAAAUGUUUGAUUCCUUGGGAAUGGCCUUAACAGUAGUGGAAUGAAGGCAGAGUAGUGUGAUGAAAACUCUGCUAUGAUCAUAGAGUAAAUGUAGGGGUGAAUGUGGGCAGCAUGAGUUUUCUAUGUAUAUUAUUCAACCUGGGGUCACACAUUUUCUUUUGUAUCCUGGCAAAUACUCCUGCAGGCCAGGAAGUAUAUAGUAGUAAAAAGUUUAACAAAGAUAAACUAAUGUAUUGUAUCCAUUGCCACUGAUUUUCUUAAUGGUAAAAUGACUUUGUGUAUAAAUGUUGCCAUAUUGUAUUACUUAUGAUGGUGAUGUUUGUUUCUAUGAGAAAUGUAUUGUGCUUUGAGACUAAAAAAUCUGUAAAUGUUCACUUUGGUAAUUUUUUUCCUUUGGUUAAAUUUACUCUUUCAUAUUUCAUAUAAAGUUAUUAAAAUUAAAUGUAUUUCAAAGUAUU
Messenger RNA from Condylura cristata (star-nosed mole), 2619 nucleotides. RefSeq names its product cysteine-rich secretory protein LCCL domain containing 1 (gene CRISPLD1). The record is from RefSeq and is a predicted model, not a curated record. Lineage: Eukaryota; Metazoa; Chordata; Mammalia; Eulipotyphla; Talpidae. Gene Ontology annotation, cellular component: extracellular region. Bases 64 to 1566 code for a protein of 500 amino acids. The transcript has 14 exons.